Messenger RNA from Ectocarpus sp. CCAP 1310/34, 3174 nucleotides. Lineage: Eukaryota; Phaeophyceae; Ectocarpales; Ectocarpaceae. The record is from the annotation of a GenBank genome assembly.
GUCCAGUUGCCGUAGAGAUCAUGAGGAUGGUGAAGAAGCUUGGAGGAUGGAAGCAGAAACUGUGGAAGGGAGACAAGUUGGAGCUGCUGCUGUUUGGGAUUCCAAGGGACAUGACGAGGAUAGAGUUCAAGAACUGUUGUGACAGGGAGGGACUGCACUGCCUAGCAAGGGGACAAGUAGGCAGAGAACAUGAACACUUCCGGGUGAAAUUGACCAAGGGAGACAGCCAAGAGUGCUUGGGGGUUGAUAUCGAGAAGCUGUCGAACUACGUAAGGAAGUUUGGAUGGAGGGUUUGCAUCGCGAACAUGAUAGAAACAGAGAAGGUAAGGAGACAAGAGGCGAGGGCGGCGGAGGCGAAGAAAGGACCGAGCAGGGCAGUCGAGCAAGCAAGUCAGAAGAAGUCCGAGAAGAAGCGGAAGGCGAACGAUGGUGUGCGCAAAAUCUCCAAUAGGGAAAAGCGCAAGCUGAGAGUCGGGUCGUGGAACGUGUGCGGGUUCGCAAGGAGUGAGCGCAAGCGGUUGGAAAUAGUGGACCAAGUAGAACAAAGCGAUCUAGAUGUAGUGGGGAUCCAAGAGACGUGGGAAUUGAAGGAUGGGGACGUGGUAAGCAAACUAGGGAAAUACCGGUGGGUAGGGAAGGCAAGAAAGGGCUUAGACCCGAAGAAAAGGGGGGAGGGGGGAGUCGGAUUCCUGGUCAAGGAACACUUGUUUGACGUGGUGGAAGUAGUGGUGAAAACGGAGUUCGAGGAAAGCCUAUGGCUUAAGAUACCUGGGGAGCGGGGUGAGAAAGAUUUGUUUCUAGGGAACGUAUACGUCCCGCCGUCGUCGAAGAAAGUCGCAAGCAAGGCGCAGGAGAACUUUGGACAAAUUGGGGAAGAUGUCCAGAGGUUCAGUAGGAAGGGAGAAGUUGUCAUGGUGGGCGAUUUCAACUCCAGAGUAGGGAAAGCUUCCAGUAGAGGACAGGCGAUCGGGCAGCACGGAGAAGACAAAGUGAAUGACAACGGAGUGAGGAUGCUUGAAUUCUUGGGAAGCAACGAACUGAUGGUGUUGAACGGUAGGAGGGAAUGCGAUAAGCCGGAGUUCACAAGGCAACGGGCAGUUUGCAAUGAAUACUCAAUCCUCGACUACAUCCUGGUAGAUAGGGGGAGCACGCAGAUCCCAGAGCUGCACGUAAGUGCGAUAGAUAUAGGUUCGACCGACCACUUCCUCAUAUGGGCAAACAUCGACCGAUCUAGAAAGAUCAAGAGUAAGAAACAGAGGAAAGUGUUCCGGUGGAAGGUAGAGCGUUUGGGAGACGAUGGGACACGGGAUGAAUUCCAGAAGGGGCUGGCUGGUAGUGUAGAAUCCUUCAGGAAACUGCUGAGAAGCGUCGAAGACGGACAGGUAGACGUACAGGCAGCAGGGGACAGAGUGAUUGAAGGGUGGGAGUCCAUCGUGAACGCAACGGCAGAGAGAGUAGUGGGAACGAAGGUGGUACGAUGUGGGGUAUCGGUUAAGUGGUGGGAUGACGAGCUGAAAGAAGAAAUAGGGGAACGUAGAGAAGUCUUCAAGCAGUACCUGAGUGAGGCGUCUGAGGAGAGUUGGGAAAAGUACAGGGCCAAGAGAAAACAGGUGAAGGGACUAGUGAAAAAGAAGAAAAAGUGUAUUUGGGACGAAGUAGUGCAGAAGGCCAACGGAGGCCUGGAGGGAAACGUCAAGCAGAUGUGGGAAGGGAUUAGUGGAAUGGUAAAAAAGACCGCGCAAGGGGGGGAUACAGGGGUCGCAACUUUGCGAGGUGUGAACGGUGGAUUAGUCAGCAGUGGGAAGGGAAAAAGGGAAGUUCUAGCAGGACACUACAAGAGACUUGGAGUGCCCUCGGAGAAUGAAGCUUUUGACCAAGCGUUUAAGAAGGAGGUGGACGCAUGGGCCCAAAAAGAAGAAGAGACAUCGAAGGCAGACGUUGGGAACGUAGAACUAGAAAAGGAGUUCACUGAGGACGAGGUUGAGGCGUGUGUGAACAAGCUGAAGUGCCACAAAGCAGCAGGAGCGGAUGGGAUAGUCAACGAGUUCAUGAAGUUUGGGGGGAAGGGGAUGAUCCAGCUGAUGGUACUGCUAUACAAUUGGGUGUGGAAAAACGAGUAUACGCCAAGUAGAUGGAGGGAAGGAGUGGUUGUGAACUUGUUUAAGAAAGGAGACAAGACUGACCCAGGAAACUACAGGGGGAUCACACUGUUGAACACAGUAGGAAAAGUGUUCUGUAAGCUGCUGAACGAUAGGAUAGUGGGAGUAUUGGAGAAGGAACAUAGCAUUAGUGAGGGCCAGGCAGGUUUCCGCAAGAAGAGGGGGUGCGUAGACCACGUGUUCACGGUAGGGAGAAUCAUCCAAGGUAGAAAGAGGGCGGGAAAGCCGACGUACUGCUUCUUCCUGGACGUGAAAAAGGCAUACGACACCGUGUGGAGAAAUGGGUUGUGGAAACAACUGUCCAAAUACGGGAUCAAGGGGAAAAUGUGGAGAGUGCUGAAGAAGAUGACAGAGUGUACGAAAAGCGCGGUCAUGCUAGACGGAGAACUGUCAAAAUUCUUCGACAUUGAGCAGGGGGUCCCACAAGGUUGCACGCUGUCCCCAACAUUGUUCCAGGUGUUCAUCAACGAUCUGUUGGAAGUCGUAGAGGCAGUCCGGAAGGGAGUAAAAGUAGGGGACACGGAAACGUCGGUUUCAGGAAUGCUGUUUGCGGAUGAUUUUGUCGGUAUGUCGGACACCCCUGAGGGACUGCAACUGCAAAUUGACGCGGCGAAGAAGUUUACUGAUAAGUGGAGAUUGUCUGCCAACGUUCAGAAGAGUGCCGUCAUGGUAUGCAACGAGAACAAGGAGGAACCAGUAGAACAUAGAUGGAAGUGGGGGAUCGAGGAGAUUGCAGUAGUGGACCAGUACACAUACCUCGGAGUAGAGAUCGCAAAAGACUGCUCGUGGAAUGCACACAUGUCCAAGGUAGCGAAAAGGGGCAAAGCACGAGCAGGGAAGCUGCACCCAAUACUCGCAAACCGGCACCUCGAUACACGCAUCAAAUUGACGGUUUUGAAGAGCGUAAUCGUACCGCCGCUAGAGUACGCCGGAGAAGUAUGGGAAGGAAAUAAGUAGGUAGUGAAAACACUCGAGGCGGCCCAGAUGAAGCAGCGAAAAUCAUCCUAUAGCUGAC